Molecule: messenger RNA, 1689 nt
Organism: Odocoileus virginianus texanus
Lineage: Eukaryota; Metazoa; Chordata; Mammalia; Artiodactyla; Cervidae
Source: RefSeq, a predicted model, not a curated record
UCUGGGGCGGGGCUUGCCUGGAGGUGGGGCGUAGGGAUCCGGAAACACCUGAACCUUGUUAGCUAAUCCCUUAUAAAUUUAGCGUCCAGGCAGUGUUUCUUCCCGGCUGAACCUGGCGUCCAACUGCUAAAGCGUCUUCUCUUCGACUCGUUCAGGGGCAGCCCAGAGGCUGCCGCAGUUUGGGCCGCGGCCUGGUGCCCUGCCGUGGGGUCCCCCAUAUCAGCUCGAGCCAUGCCCGCGGCUGCUGCCCCCAUCAUCAGCUCGGUUCAGAAGCUGGUCCUGUACGAGACUAGAGCUAGAUACUUCCUAGUUGGGAGCAAUCAUGCAGAAACAAAAUACCGUGUUUUGAAAAUUGACAGAACAGAACCAAAAGAUUUGGUUGUCAUUGAUGACAGGCAUGUAUAUACUCAACAAGAAGUGCGAGAACUUCUUGGGCGCUUGGAUCUAGGAAACAGGACAAAGAUGGGACAGAAAGGCUCCUCUGGGUUAUUUCGAGCUGUUUCAGCUUUUGGUGUUGUAGGUUUUGUCAGGUUUUUAGAAGGCUAUUAUAUUGUGUUAAUAACCAAAAGGAGGAAGAUGGCAGAUAUUGGAGGUCAUGCAAUAUAUAAGAUUGAAGAUACAAAUAUGAUCUAUAUACCCAAUGAUUCUGUACGGAUUAGUCAUCCUGAUGAAGCUAGGUAUCUACGAAUAUUCCAAAAUGUGGACCUAUCCAGCAAUUUUUACUUUAGUUACAGCUAUGAUUUGUCCCACUCGCUUCAAUAUAAUCUCACAGUCUUGCGAAUGCCCCUGGAGAUGUUAAAGUCAGAAACCACCCAGACUCGCCAGGAGAGUUUCGACAUCUUUGAAGAUGAAGGAUUGAUUACACAGGGUGGAAAUGGUGUAUUUGGGAUCUCUAGUGAGCCUUACAUGAAGUAUGUGUGGAACGGCGAACUUCUAGAUAUAAUUAAAAAUACUGUCCAUCGUGACUGGCUGCUAUACAUUAUUCAUGGAUUCUGUGGGCAGUCAAGUAUCCUUUUUUAAAACAUUAAGAUAAAUAUUAUUAAAUUUAUGCUAUACCAGUUUGUAGAUAGCUGUAUAUUAAUUAUAAGAUCAUUACAAUUAUGUGUGCAUCCAGCAGAUAGAUUACAAUUAUGCAUUCUUUGUGGUUGAAAUACAAUGAGGAAUGCAGAUCUAUUAUGUCUAUAGACAGGUAAAUAACAAGGAAGAAAAUGCUCUGUGCCCAGAAAGUGCUGUAGGUAGCAAGUGUCAUUCUUACCUAAGAGCAGGAGCAGAAUCGCUAACAGGAGGGGAGGAUGGGGCCAGGCUCAUAGGAAGAGUUGAACUUGGCUUGACUUGAUCAAGAAGCAGGCCUCAGCAGUGAGACUGUGGGUUGGGGAAGCAUCAUGAGUGCAGAGAUGAAAAAGUUCAUGGGAGUGUACUUGUGGUUUGUGUAUAAAAUGCCUUGGAGGUGCAGUGGAGUGGGAGGAGAUAGGUUGGGGGGAGUCAGACUGCCAAUCACCAGGUUACUCUGGUGGUCGGAUGAAGGACUUUGGGUUUGGUGCUAGAAUUUUUGAAAGUUUUUUUCAAGAGGAUAACAUGCAAAUUAGUACUUAGGAAGCUUGGGUGGGUAACCAUUUUCAAAGUGUGUUGGUCACUCCAUUAUGUCCCACUAUUUGUGACCCUGUGGACUGUAGCCCUCCAGGCUCCUCU